AAUGAUUUCCGCCUUUCUGUUUCAUUCCGCUUUCGAUUCGUUGACAGGUUUACAGUACUCGUGAGCUUGUUCAUUAAAUUAACUUUAGCCUUUGUUGUUGUUUACAGCAAUUUUUUGUUUUUCUAUGGUUGUUAAUUGUUACUGUACUCUGUACGCUGCCAAUAGCCUGCCAUAUGCAUAUAAAGUUGCAGAUUCGUUAAGCUUUUAGUUUCUCAUGACUACUUACAUCUUUCACUGAACAUGGAUGUAAAGUGUCUCCUUCUGCUCGGAUUAUGCCUCGGAGGACCCGGAAGAGUUCUCUGCGAUCGAAUCAAAGAUCGGAUUUAUCAUGAAAUAAAGGAUUUUCAUUCGUGUUUUCGGAGACUCAAUGGAACCCACGAGGUUGGAUGCCAGUCUUUCCCGAAGGGGAACGUCGGAGUUCUCCAUCCUAUCAGAGCUCUUGCAGAUAUUCACCUCGUCUCGGAAGGAGGCCCGCAUUAUCCAUACAUUCCUGUGAUGAACGCCAAUGACAUUCAGUUUUACAACGUGGCUACUCUUCGGAAAUUGGAACAAUCCGGACAUGUUAGUGGAAUUAUUCUGAUCAGUCUGAGCAACUCGACAUUCUCGGAAUCGAUUUCAUACGAUCAGACAUGCCCGAAUGCUGCUUCGUCCCUGGAAGGCUCCUGCGAUAAAACCGAAUGGAAUCCGAUCGGAAACGGGAUGUUGUUCCAGAAAUGGGAUAUUCCUAUUUUUUUGCUGUACAACCAAGCCGAGAUCAGCUAUCUGCUGGAUAAUUGCACUUAUAAAUUUAAUAUACGUGCCAAUGGGACCACACCGUCUUGGCCGUUAUGUUCCGCCGAAUUAAAAAGCUUCAUGUACGCAGCUGUUGAUGCUCCAACAUGUCUCCGACGAAGCGGGCUCCAGAUGAAUCUUCAUCAAGAUGUUCGCUGUGGCCCACUUCUGGGACGGAAUAUUAUGUCGCAGGUGAAAUCAACAGAAUCUAUCAGUAAAUGCAAAUUAUACGGCGAAUGCCCAGGAAAAAACUCAACGAUUAUUAUUGCUUCACGACUGGAUUCUGCUAGCAUAUUCGAAUUAUCUCCUGGCACAGAAACUGCCGCCACUGGCAUCAUCACAUUGUUGUUGGUUUUGGAGGCCCUGUCCAAACAUAAGGAAGAGUUGAAGGAUAAGCGCUUAUUGUUUAUUCUUUUCAACGGAGAAUCCUGGGAUUAUAUCGGCUCCAGUCGAAUAGCGGUUGAUAUUCAAAAUGGCGCAUUUCCCACGGAUUUUCUGGACAAACUGAAACUUGACCAUAUUGAUAUGUUUGUUGAAUUGAGCCAGUUGGGAGCUUUCAUGGAGGAGAAAAUGUAUAUCCACAGUGAUCCCAAUGCACUCUUGAACAAUGCCACAAAAGGACAGAUUGAAUCGUUCUCUCAGUUCCUCUUGCAAGAAGGGCAGAAUAUUGGUUUUCCUGUUAAUUUCUUAAACUUUGAAGCGCCUUUACCGCCGGCGUCUUUUCAAAGCUUCCUGAAAGCCGAUCGAAGUAUUCCAGGAGUUGUGCUGGCUGACCAUAAGAAACAGUACAACAACAAGUUUUACAACAGCAUUUACGAUACGGGAACGAACUGGAAUUUAUCCUUCAUUAACAAUUCCACCAAUGAUGCAACGAUUCGUUUACAGAAAAUCGCUACAAUAGUUAGCCAAAGCAUCUAUGCUUAUGUGACUGGGAAUCACUCGUCUAUCGAAGUGAAUGCCACGCUGUCCGGAAUCUUGUUGAAUUGUUUUGCCAACAGUUCGUAUUGCGACUAUUGGAUUCGCUUUUAUGACUCAAUAAACUCUGCGAAGGCUUAUCUGAGGCCAGCACCUCUUGAUCUGUACAUCGGUGCUGGUGGACCCAACACAGCAUCUUUAGUUGUGUCGACCACAAUGGCACUUAUGAAUGGAGAAGUGUCGUAUGUUGAUCCGAAAUUUUGCGUUCCACAAAAAGAUUCUGUGAACGACACAGGCAUGAACAGUUUCUGGAUUUACGAAAGGAGUAAUAACAGUACCGGAUACUGCGUCUUUAGUCCAACAUACACAUCCGUGGCUGUUUCGCCGGCAUUUUCAACCGACGAUUUUUCUGGGAAAUAUUCCACGUGGACAGAAAGUAUAUGGGUUGUUCCGACGGUGCGAGUGUUUCUUCAACCCAAUCCCCAAGAUGAUAUAAAUACUUUGAUAUUUGGUAUCGCCAUAACUUUGGUGUUAACAGCUGUCAUUUUUGGACUGAACCGCUCUGCCAGAGAUGUUUUCCAUGUUGUUAAUGAAUAAGUGGCAGCUAAUUUUUUAUAUUAUCGUGCAAUCUAUGGGAAUCAAUUUUUUGUCUUCAUUCCGAUCCUUUGUAACUGAUUCUGAAUGAUCUCGCUGGUCAGUUAAUAUUGACUAGCAGUUUUUAAUCUUUUGAACUGUUCACAGUUGUUGUGUUUUGAUUGAUGUAUGCAUGCUAAAUGAAGAUUUUAAAACUGACGGAAAAAUAAAACGUUAUUU
Molecule: messenger RNA, 2499 nt
Organism: Paramacrobiotus metropolitanus
Lineage: Eukaryota; Metazoa; Tardigrada; Eutardigrada; Parachela; Macrobiotidae
Product: nicastrin-like
Exons: 14
Coding region: 241-2283 (680 amino acids)
Biological process (GO): Notch receptor processing; protein processing
Cellular component (GO): membrane
Source: RefSeq, a predicted model, not a curated record